Messenger RNA from Pseudophryne corroboree (corroboree frog), 3759 nucleotides. RefSeq names its product XK related 5 (gene XKR5). Lineage: Eukaryota; Metazoa; Chordata; Amphibia; Anura; Myobatrachidae. Gene Ontology annotation, cellular component: plasma membrane. The record is from RefSeq and is a predicted model, not a curated record. The coding region runs from base 69 to 2141 and encodes 690 amino acids. The transcript has 7 exons. Gene Ontology annotation, biological process: engulfment of apoptotic cell; phosphatidylserine exposure on apoptotic cell surface; apoptotic process involved in development.
AGUAACCGGCGCUCUAGGCGGGAAGGCGGUAAAUACGGAUCCGGACCGGAGAGCCGGGUGGCGGCGGGAUGAGGGCUGUGGCGGCCGGGUCUCUCCUGCUGUACCUGGCGGAGCGGGCUGCGGAGUGCGCUGUGAUUACACACUACUUCCUGUCUGCGCAGUUUCUGUGGGCCGGAUGGACGCUCGGACUUCUCCUCCCUGGUUGCCUGAUCCAAGCCCUCAGUUUUGUCUGGUACCGGACGGAUGGGCACCCACAAUGCUUCACUCUAACCCUGGCGCACUUCCUGCAGCUCGGGAUACUGAAGCGGCACGUGGACUGUCUCUGGUCCCCUGUGCGGAGAAGAGACCAUGGAGAAUGCGAGGCUCAGCAGCUGGUGAUGAAGCAGGGGGAUCUCUUACUUCUCAGGCUUAUGGAGACACUUCUACAGGCCCUCCCUCACCUACUACUACAGACGUACAUUUACCUGACUGCGGACCAUGCUGACAUCUAUGCAGCCUGCAGUGCCUUGCUGUGUCUGCUGUCCGUGUCCUGGGCGCUGGUCUCCUUCAGUCACUUCCUGUGUCUCCUCCGACCCGGGCACCUGUGCUUACCAUGGGCGUCAGUACUCUGCCAGCUCCUGUGGAGGAUGGGGAUGAUCGGGACGCGGGUGAUGGCCUUGGUGGUGUUUACCAGAGUCUAUCACGUCUGGGUAUUUGCUGUCGGAGGUGCACACUGGCUGGUCAUGUCCUUCUGGCUGGUGGCUCAGCAGACUGAUGUUAUCGCCAGACCUUGCUAUUGGAGACUGUUUAAUAUCCUCCUCGGAGCUGUCUACGUCUUCUGCUUCAUUAAUGUCAGGGAUGGGCCUUCACGGUAUCGCAUCGCCAUCUUUUAUGUGAUCAUGUUGCUGGAAAACUGCAUUCUGUUGCUGCUGGCUACAGACUUCCUGCAGGAGGCAGUGUGGAGCAACGUCAGGCUGUCUGUGGCUGUCAUGUCAGGAUUUCUUAUUGGCUGUGCCGCUUUAAUUAUUUACUACACUCUCCUGCACCCCAAAUCGACAGAAAUCACUCAAAGCUUUAAGACAGGUGGAGCGGCCCGUGGCAAGGGAAAUGAGUCUUCCAUCUCCUCCAGGUGGUGGCAUCGAAUGUCCAACAAAGAGGUGGAUGACUUGUUUAGAAGACAAGACCUCAACCCAAAGAGUAGGGAGCAGGAAACCUUGCCCGAAAACGAAGACCUCGCCUGGAUGAAGGUGGCUACAAAUCACCAUCACUUGCUGCUUUUGAAGCUAGCCAUGAAAACCGGAAACCGGUCAAAAAUAAAUGCUGCAUUCGGCGACGGUGGCCCCAGAGACCUCUUUUACCUUGGGGGCACUCCAAAUGCUCAGCAGCCUCUGAUGAAGACCAAUGUUGUAUCAGUCCAAAACAAAUCUGUGCCCCCUAAUGGUAUCUAUUUAAAGUCGGAGCCGUGGUUUUUGGGUCAAAUGCAAGGAGAUACUGACCCAGGUCACAAGUGUGGGCCACAGGAAUCCUCUACAUAUGUGACUCUUGGAAACUCUACAUCUGGGGAAGGUGCAUCCGAGAAGGGUGAUAAAUUGGCUGCUGAUGGCCGGACUUGUUCCUCUGCCAAAGUAUCUGGGGUGGCUACAGCUGGUUCCCCAAGCAAUGGGAUGCUUGGCAGUGCCACAUUGUACUUCAGCGCGCACACUGAUGGCAUGGUCCUCUCGGAGAAGGACGCAGACUGCUUAGUGGCAGCCCCAGAGACUGGAUUAAAAGCCUCAGUGGACAGUUCCUUAAAGGAAACACCUGAGAACAAGGCUGUUGAGGCCAAGGAGCUACCAGUCAUGUGUGUCAGUCCUAUUCUAAGCUUGGCGGCCAACAGCAACUUCCAGAGGAGCAUUGCAGAGGAUGUGAUCAGCCUGUGUGAGGAAUCGGAUAUGUCCACUGAUGAGACUGGAAUAUUGGAGGCUGGAGAACCUUCAGGGAAAAGCCGUUACCACUUACUGACUGCCGGGUCUCUCCCUCCAUCUGUGACGGGAAGGCUCAUUAAGGAGGAGAAACCCUGUUUCACGUCCACUCCCAAACCACAAGCCACGAGUGUAGAUCUAGGACCGCGGGAGGAGACCAAAGCCAGGAGAAGGCUUGAUCAGGCGACUGAGACAACCUAGUCUCGACCAAUGUCUCAAAGUAUGAAGAAAGUCUUAGUCACAAUAUAAAACCCAACUUCCAAUGGGAUUCGCUGAACAGCAUUUAGUAUUACAUUAUAAUAUGCUGUCUCGGUUAUUGCCCUGUCCAGCAUGAUUGGAGAAAGUUACUUGUUCUGAUAGUGUUGACGGUACAUGGCGCAUACCACAGACGUGGCAUAUGCAGCCACUGGCACAGGUUCCUUUUGCAUCUGCUGUGGUACUCUCGCAGAGCAAAUCACAAGAGAGACGCCCUGCAAGCGUCAGGGGUGUUCGUAUAAUGAUGUACGAAUUGGCGGGCUGUGGCUUGUAACCUAUCAGUCCCUAGGCCUAACCGUCUAGGGAGAUCACUUGCAUAUAAUAAUUAUAUAGUAUUAAUCUCGUAUUUAACUGUAAUACAUAUGUUUUAUGUAGUAAUAAUAAUCUGCUGAGAGAUAACUAGUUCUUACAGUUACACCCGAAGGUCAUGUGACCUGACCGGUAUAUUUAUUUUAGCCGAUAUACUGCCCUAUAAGGUGCAAGGUUUGUGUAUGCAGUCUUCCUGUAGAUUAGGACAGAAACCGUUAUAUAAAGGGAAAUAUGUACCCGCCGCCUGCACAGUGAGGCAGUCAUCAUCUUCAGCCCCUGGGGUCACUGGAAGCAACAGGAGCCGGCCAAUGUUACCCGUCCCUGGUGGAUGGAUGGGCUGCGUUCUCCAUGGAUAGAAUCGCUGCCGUUGGUAAGUCUCGAGCUACUCUGAAACUGCACAAUUUUUAUUUUUUUGUAGCAGCGCUGCGAUCCUUUCGUUCGCACUUCUGCUAAGCUAAGAUACACUCCCAGAGGGCGGCGGCAUAGCGUUUGCACGGCUGCUAAAAGCAGCUAGCGAGCGAACAACUCGGAAUGAGGGUCAUUGAUUUACCCCCAGGUAUCACAGGGAGCAGGGAGAUUUUCCACCAAGGAUGUGGUCCUUUUGGGGCCCUUGAGGUUUCCUGGUUGUCUAGCUUAGGUUCUACACUCCUUUAAACCCUUAUACAUACAAUAAUAAAAGCUCGUGGUUAUGUUAAAGCCUAAUAGUAACCCAAAUAAUCUUUGUGUUUUUGACUUAGUAUUUAUAAUAUACUGGACCAAAGGUAAAAUCUACCUGGUGUUUAGCGUAUGACGUACUGGACAUGUUACUGUAGAUGUAAUAUAUUUUGCAGUGUAUGAAUAUUUUUAUUAAGCCUUUCUGCACACUACUUUUUUAUAUAAGAUAUUUAAGAAUGAUAUUGUAUUUCUUAUGAAAAUAUGAUGGUCGUACAUUUCCAGAAGGUUCCGGAUUCCUGGAUACUAUUGUGUUCCGAACAUUCAUGCCAGAUAAGGUAUCCACAGCAUUCCCGAGUAAUACUGUACUCCCAGCAUUCCUGGAGGACCGUGUAUUCCUUACAUUCCUGGAUCAUGUAUUCCCAGCAUUCCUGGAGGAUAAUGUAUUCCCAACAUUCCUGAAUAUUGUAUUCCUAGCAUUCCUGGAUCAUGUUAUAUUUCCAGCAUUCCUGGAUGACAUUGUAUUCUCGCCAUUCUUGGAUUGUGCUGUCAGUGUUCCUGGAAAAUGGAUAUUAUGAUGUUUUAUAAAUCAGAACGCAUUGGU